Messenger RNA from Triplophysa dalaica, 2042 nucleotides. RefSeq names its product S100P-binding protein-like. Lineage: Eukaryota; Metazoa; Chordata; Actinopteri; Cypriniformes; Nemacheilidae. Gene Ontology annotation, molecular function: calcium-dependent protein binding. The transcript has 6 exons. The record is from RefSeq and is a predicted model, not a curated record. The coding region runs from base 330 to 1538 and encodes 402 amino acids.
UAACAAUUCAAACCCGGACGAGAAAUACUUGUAUUUAAAGCUUUACAUGGCGUCACUGAUGCAUUUUAAAUUAAAUCACGAAGAAAAUGUAAUAAAGUUGUGUUUGCACGUUUUGGAUUUCAGCCAAUCAGAGGAGAGAGUGACGGCGAGGUUAUAAAUAAGAGGUUCGACCCGCGCGAGGAAUACAACGUCGAUGGUUGUGAUAGACGUAAUGCUCUUAACUACACGCUCCACUUUUUUAUCACUUUAAUCACAGUUUCAGAAGAUCUCAAAACAACUUUAGCAGGAUACACCUGUAAAAAACACUUCCUUCCUCUGAUAUACUCGGGAUGAGAAUAAUGUCAGUCGGCGAUAAAUAUACCAGUUCAGGAUUUCUGUGUUCUGGGAAGAAAUCCUCAUUUCAGCACUUAAAACCUCUAUCUGUGUACUCGCACAUUGUGUGCCGUGAGCAGUACGGUGCCAGCAGCCCCCUGCGCAAUAUACAGAUACAGAUUCCCAACAAAACUGCUGGUAAGAGACGACUGGACGAUUCGUGUCUGGAUGAGACGUGCGAGACCCCCCUCAAAAAGCCCCGCUUGUACGAAUCGUGCUCUCCAGACCAGGGCUGUGUUGUAGACUCUUUGGACUUUCAGACAGGAGUUUAUGGAUCUACAUCGACACAGACGAAGGAUGUCACGCCGCCGUGUCCUCCCAUGGCCCCCUUCAUGUCCACCCCUGUGUCCCAAUGCACAGGGAACAGAUUUGUGCACAUACGGGAGGGCCUCCCCUCGCCCAUACCCGUUCUGAACUGGGACAGAGGUAUACCGUCCAUACCGCUCCGCGCACCCCUGAACGUAGAUUCUUGCAAUUCCAUCAAUGUUUCAUUUACCGGCCGUCAGGGAGAUGGGAAAGGCGAGGUGAGGGAGGUCUCACAUGUUCGGAUUCCAUUUCGUGAAUCAAAAUGUUGCGACGUGAACCCAGAGAGGGUGGCCGCUGAACCUGCUGUUGAAGUGAAUGAGGAAGGAGGGUCAGAGAGUCAGCUCACGGAGUCGAAGCUUGACGUCUCCUCUCAGAACGAAGAAAGCUUUGAAAGCUCACUACCCCUUCAGGUUCAGGUGAAAUCAAAAGUGGUGGUCCCACAGACAACAAAGACUGUCUGCCAGUCAGCAGCGACUCAGUCAGAGAGGAAACCCGAAUGCGAUAUCUACCGAAGAGAUCGCUACCCUGUACAGAGGUCUGCGCCGUAUUGUGGUGAAGACUGGAAGAGAGCUAAAAAAGCCUACGUGGAGUCUGUCAUGAGACAUAUGGAAACAAACGGAGCAAGAGAUGGUGUGAUGACAGAACUCCAUCAUCUGAUGAAUACAGUCGCCGGUCAGCGUCAUGGUCAGCGGUCAGGACAUGAUGGAGGUCACUGGCAGCACCCAUCAGAUCUCACGCGGAGAAACUAUCGUGUCAGAGGUCCUUUGCUGUCUCUCAGUGAGUGGCAGAAGAGGAAUCAUCUCGGUUUCAGACGCUUCGCUAAAGUGCCCGACAUUUUCCACAGGAGCCCGGUGCUAUGAUAUAGAUUUUAUUUUCACUUUUGUAUUAAUAUAUCUGUUGUCUGUUUUUGAAACUUAUAUCUUAAACCUUUAUAAUCGUUGAUAAAAAUGUGUCCGUCUUACAUACUGAACAGAAUAUACUGCUGGUUAGUGUUGUGCACUGAGAUGUGUUUUUGUGUGUUUGUGUGUAUGUGUUUGUAAGUUCACAGAGUGUGGUGUUUUGCUACUUAUUUUAACAUGCAAAUAGAUUUGAUGUGUGGUUUUUGCAUGAUCUUUAUUUUUGGUUUAGUCCCACAGCUAACCAGCACUGAAUCCACCACAACUCCGCUCUUAAUAGCUACACAACAUGUUUAGUUUCAGUAUCUAUCCAAAUGUUUAAAGUUUUUCCUUUUCAUUAAGAAUAUUUGAUAGGCUUCAUUUUCUAAUUCCUUAGUAUUUUGGAAUUAGGUUUGGGUCAUUCGUUACAUUUUUAAGCUAGUUUUAUAACCUUACAUUAUUAACUGUAAAAUAAACAAUUUGACAUUU